Molecule: messenger RNA, 1152 nt
Organism: Orbilia oligospora ATCC 24927
Lineage: Eukaryota; Fungi; Ascomycota; Orbiliomycetes; Orbiliales; Orbiliaceae
Exons: 4
Coding region: 1-1152 (383 amino acids)
Source: RefSeq, a predicted model, not a curated record
AUGCGUUGGAUACUAUCUUCACUAUAUGCUAUCGGGUGGUGUGCUUUCGGGGUGUCGAGUAUCGCCAUCCCGAACAUCAAUGCACUCGCCGAAGGCAUCAACAUUGAAAAGAGACAGUUGACAAGUGUUCCCGAAAACUCGUACCCAGUGAAAAGCGCUUUCGUCGGAACUGCUGGUAAUUGGGCGAAAUUCUUCUUCUCCACUGACAAUGGAAAGCUAUACAUGGGAACCUGGACAAACACAGCGCCGUCGCUUGCAUAUGGCUACGAGGAACUUCUUCCCGCGGGUAGCGUUAAGGCUAAUACUCCGAUUGCUUCCACUAUGUGGGAUUUGAAUGUUUCCGUUGGCUCUGGCCUCGGCUGGACUAAUGCAGACAAACGAGCUCGUGUCUAUUAUCUUGACUCAAAUGAUAUUAUCCAAGAGCUUAUCUAUGGUGGUGGCACUGCUGGUUGGAGUGCUGGUACCAUCGGCGCCUUGAAUAUUGCCACCUCUGGAACAAAUGGCAUGAGCGCUAUAUCCUUCAAACUCAACAGUGCCGAAAGCGUCAGUGUUUACUAUGCCGAGUCAUCUGGAGCCGUCAAAGAAACCACCUGGACUGCGUCCGGAACCCCCCAGUGGACCACAGUAACAGUCGCCUCCAGUGCAUCCGCUGCAUACGCCUUAUCCCCAAUCACCUUCGUCAACACGAACACCUGGUCCGCAGCCGCGCCCUCCAUCCGUGGAUUCUACGGUAGAGCUAAUACCAUCCGUGACGUCGCCUGGGAUACCACCUGGUCUACUGGCAACGUCGCACAAUCAUUCAUCGACUCCACCGGCUCCACCAACGGGGGCUACUCAUUCUCCGCUUCAGCAUGGAAAGUCGACGCCGGCACUCCAAUCGUUCACCUAUUCUGGUGCGGUGAUGGUGCUGCAGCUGGUACCCUUGGAACUGUUUAUCGGGCACCGUAUAAUAUCACAGCUAAGACUUUGGGGGCGUUGACUGCUAUUAGUUUCACACAGGCACCUCAUAGUUUUAUUGUUACUGGUGCUGGUACAAAUGUGGUGACUCCUCCUAAUGGGAACCAUUUGUUUGCUUGGGGGAACAGUACCGGUACGCCGGCUUUUUGGCAUUAUAGACUUAAUGGGGAUUCGGCUCAGUUGGCUCUUCAUUGA